This is a messenger RNA of Plasmodium vivax (malaria parasite P. vivax), 6300 nucleotides long. RefSeq lists its product as hypothetical. Gene Ontology annotation, cellular component: nuclear pore. The transcript has a single exon. Lineage: Eukaryota; Apicomplexa; Aconoidasida; Haemosporida; Plasmodiidae. The record is from RefSeq and is a predicted model, not a curated record. Bases 1 to 6300 code for a protein of 2099 amino acids. Gene Ontology annotation, molecular function: structural constituent of nuclear pore. Gene Ontology annotation, biological process: mRNA export from nucleus.
AUGGAGUCGUACAUCCGUGAGAGCAAGAAGCUGACCUUCAAAGGCAGCAAGGGGAAGAAGCUGCUCCGCUACGUAGACAUCUCGCUGAACAACAAAGCCCUGCACGACAGCCACAUAGUAGAGUUGGUAAAUAUUCUGAAGAAAUAUAUCAAAGUGGUAUAUAACCACUUCUACUGCCUGAACAUAGAUUUGAGUGAAAACUACAUCACCUGCACGGGGCUGAAGACUCUUCUGAAAUUCAUUUUAAAUUACCACGACAAUAUAGGAGUGCAUAUACUGAAGCUUUAUAAGAAUAACAUCAAGGACGAUGGGGUGUCUCUGAUUAAGCAGCUGGUGUAUGUGCAGAAAAUCCCCAUGGAGGAACUGCACCUCUCUCAUAACUUCGUGCAGGAUGACACUUGCAAAGAGUUGCUCCUCAGCUUCGUGCAAGCGAAAAAAGAAAACAGCUAUGUGUACCCUCGGUAUGAGAAAUACCAGAGCCACUACAAACACCUGCAGAUCCCUGUGUGGAUUAGACUGGAAUAUAACUGCAUUCAAAAUCCGAAGGAGAUCCUAAAAGAGGUGGAAGAGUUUGCCAAGAAGAAGAGGGGGUACAAGAGCAACUUAAUUAUAUGUGCGGCUUUGAAAAGUGACAAACGGUGCUGCCCCUACAAGUGCCUCAAUGCUACGGUGAGGAACACUCCCAUCAUGCAUGUUUAUAUGUUCAUUCAUCAGAAGGAUAGCCCUGCUUAUGCCAUUUCUACGAAUGGCAAAGUGGGAAAAGAGGAGAGGAAGAGGGAGUUUUCCUCCCCUUCUGAGGUGGUCGAUGCGGGGAGGAUGCACGCCAGUGCACAUCUGCAGCAUAAGGCCCAGCCCGAGGGGGUGGAGCGGCAGGACGGGGAGGCGGCCCUGCCCGCCAAGGGCGAGGCUCGCAGUGGUGCUGCUAGAAGUGCCGCCAAAAGUGCCGCCAAAGGUGCCGCUAAAGGGGCCGCCAAAGGGGCCGCCAAAGGGGCCGCGAAAAGUGGGAAGGAUAAGAAGACCGCUGUUCGGAAGGGAGGGGCCAACUCGGGGAAGCGCCUCAGUAGGGGCAGCCUCCCCCAUGAUGUGAGUGCUGACGAGGAGGAGGAGGAGGAGGAGGAAGAGGAAGAAGAGGAGGAGGAGGAGGAAGAAGAAGAAGAAGAAGAAGAAGAAGAGGAGGAGGAAGAAGAUGACGAUGACGAUGAUGACGACGACGACGAUGAUGAUGAUGAUGAUGAUGACUACUCGGAGGAGGAGGAAGAAGACGACGAUGAUGAGGAGGAUGAUGAAGAUGAAGACGAUGACGACGACGACGAUGAUGACAACGACGAUGAUGAUAACGAUUACCGCCACAAGCGGGGAAAACCCCUGAAGGGAAAGGAGAAGAACGGCCAGCUGCCCGACGCGGCCCCCCUCUAUGCGAGCAAGAACGGAGCCGCGAUAGGGGCGCAGACGAACGGGCGGGAUGAGGAGGACUACGAUGAAGAAGCGGAAGAGGGGGAGGAGUCCCCCAACGCGGCCGACCCUGCCAAGAAGAAAAAGGGCAAAAAGAAGAAGAAGAAGAAGAAAAAAAAGAAAAAGGAGCAAGUGGAGGUGAGUCCGCUCGAGGGGGGCUGCGAGGAGGCGAAGGGGAGUGGCGAAAGAGGUGAGGAGGGAAGCGCCGUCGGGGGUGAAAGCGGCCUUGGCGAUGGGAGCGGCGAUGAAAGCGGCGAUGAUAACGAUAAUGAUAAUGACAAUGCCGAUCGUGACGAUUGUGACCGCCGCGACCACCGCUACCCCCGCGAAGACCUCUUCCGCGCGGUGGGGGGCGACCCUCUGCGGCUGGACGGGGGCGGCGAGGAGGACGCGCUCCCCCCCGAGCUGUGCCCCCCGCGCCAGGACCGCCUGAACCUGACGAGCGACGCCGCCAGCAGCCUCCCCCUCUACAUCAUCCUCGAUUGCACCGCCGUGCUCGACAUGAAGGAGCUCUGGAAGGACAGCUCCUUCCUGCCCUUCAGCUUCCCCGGACUGCUUUACCUGUAUAAUAACAAGCUGCUGAGGAGUAACGCGGAGGGGGCAAGCGGAGGACGCGGCGUGAAUGGGGUAAGCCAGAACGACGCCUUCAUCUGCCUCAUGUGCAGCUACGUAGCGAACGAGCUGAAGCUGGUCUGCCAGAAGAGCGAAAUCAUUCGGCAGAAAAUGGUAAACCUGAAGCUGAACAUCUGGGACAAGCUAUCCGAGCUAGGCAUCAUAGAGUUCCUGAGUGUCCCAAAGGACUUUAAAGAAAAAAAAAAAAAUUUUUUGAAUUCCUCCUUUCUAACAGAAGCGCAGAUUAAGCUAGCCAAUGAGUACUACGACAUCUCACAGGAGACCCUCCAGAUGAUACAGUUUUCCAUUCUGUGGUCGACCUACAUAUACAAAAUAGGGAACAAAGAAAUUAUUAUUAAGAACGCUUCGAAGGAAAUUAACAAGGGGGGGAUGAAGAAAAGCAAAAAAACGAUUUUCACGGAGGUACUGUAUUUGACUUCAUCUCCCAAUAUUUAUUCCUUUUUUGAGCACCUUUACGGGGAGGACAUGAACAUGAUUCUGCCCCUGUGCGUUACCGUCAACCAGAUUAACAAGUACAUUCAGGACGAGCACAGCUGCGUUGUGGAGUUGCUGUCGAGUGGGAGGCCCGUGGGGGACAAGGGCGGCAACUUCCUCCUCGACAAGGCCUUUUUCAAGGCGUUUAUAAAGGACAAGUGCGCGAGGUAUCUGCCCGACGGGGAGGAGGGGGUGGCGUCCAUUGGAGGCGCCACAAACGGAGGUACCACAAACGGAGGUACCACAAACGGACUCCCCUCCAACGGAGGGAUCGCAAACGGAGGUACCUCUAACGGACUCCCCUCCAACGGAGGGAUCGCUAACGGCGGUUCGAGCAAAAAGAAGAAGAAGAAGGGCGCCCCCCCCAAAAGGAGCGCGGACAAGUUAAAGGACGGCUUCCCGUCCGCGCACGACAAUGGAACCCCCUCGAUGAGCAGCCUCUCCGCUGCGACACCCAACUGUACCAGCAGAAGCGAUAAGUUAUCCCCCGGGGGAAAGAGAAGUGACGACGAGUGCGUUAGAGGAAGCCUACCCAUUGGAGGAACCCACAUUAACACAAAUGCGUAUGACUAUCUAGACAUUAAGUCGGUGAAAUCCUUUUCAAAUGAGAACAUUAGCAAGUUGUGCCAACUGGAGAGUAGCAUUCAAGGCGGGCCAUUCGGGAUGGUAGGCAUCAACGGGGGGGGGAGAAUGGCGGCACCCAUGGGGGGUGAUAGGCAUUCCCAUUAUAAUGACCCCUCUGGAGGAGCGAACAAAGUUAAAACGAACGUGGGUGGAAGAGCCAGUGGGGAGGAGACCCACAAAGGGGCGGAAAAGGGAAACGCCGCUGUUGGCAUGUAUGCAUCCCCCAUCGACGCCAACAAUGGUGGCAACGGUUUCGGGAUGAUGAUGGUGACCCCUCCGAGUGGUUCAGCGAAGGAGAACCCACAGGGGGGCAAAGAGAACAAAGGGAGUAGUCUUUACAGCAUGCUGGUGAAUGCCUUUAAUGGGAAGAAAAAAGGCGCACAGAAGGGUGCAGAGAGGGGCGCCGAUAGGGCCACCGAUAGGGCCACCGAUAGAGGGGUAGCCAGCGGCCAGGACAAAAGCGGCAAUAACAUGUUUAUGGGCGCAGGUCCUAACCAAAGCGUUAGAGACAGCGUAGAUCCUUUGAGCAGCCACGCUGGUGGAGAGAACAGCCAGAAUGAAGGAGGCCACGGAAAUAAUGCCGCCGCCGCAGCCGCAGUUGCCACUCGCCCCCAACUGAACAUGAGCAAUGGCAAAGUGAAGAGCACAGGUGCUGAUCUGUUAGACCAACUGAUGCAUGGGGGUAGUGAAUCUGCACCUAGUCAGGGGAAGGCUGCCAGCGGGUUAGGCGCAAAUGGGGGUGCAGCCACGAGUCCUCAGAUGGGUAUCCCCUCGAAUGAUAAGGCAACUUACCUUGGCAGUAAUAACAAUAGCGGGUCCAAUCACUCCCCUGCGCACUCUCUUUUCGCGUUCAACAGCUCCAUGCUGAAGGGCGUGGCGCCAAGUGGAAAGGGAGACCUGUCCUUCCAAAGUCAAAUGGGCACCGAGGGAGGGGGCAGCGGCAAGAGCGGAAGUGGCAUAGGAGCAGGACUACUUGGAGGGGUGAACUUCCCCAUGAACGGUGCAGGAAUGGGUACCUUGGCGAACCGCACAACCCAAGGGAACUCCAAACAGUUGCAGAAAAACGCCGUGGAGACGAUAAUCGGUUCGGACCUUCUAAACGUGAAUGAGGUGGAGCUGAACAACUUCAUGGGAAGCAUCCCAAAAAGCUUUAAUGACAGUUUAAGUAUGUACCUUGACAGUAGUAACCGAAACGACAGCUGCUACGAUGGCAUUGCGAGGGGGGAGAACAUGAUGCCCUUCUUCAAUCACAGCCUGCUGAAGGGGGACGCGGAGCAGGACUUGGCCAACCUCGCCGCGAGGGCGGAGGGGCACUCCAGAGCGGAAGACCACAGCAGGGGAGCGGACCAUUCGAGAGUGACAGACCACACGAGGGUAGCUGACCACAACCGGGUGACAGACCACAACCGAGUGACAGACCACAACCGAGUGACAGACCACACCCGGUUGAACGAGAUGAAAAACGUCUUCGAGCUGUACAAGGUGGACAUCCUGAACACGUCGCUCCUCCUGGAGGAGAUGAUCCUCAACCAGAACGUCUGCAAGUACAUCCCCUCGGAGCUCUACAACAAAAUCCUGCGGUGUUAUGAGCGCUUGGACUGCCUGCUGGCGGGCCUCAACCGGGUGGGCAGCUUAAGCGGGUUAAGCGGUUUAAGCGGGUUAAGCGGUUUACGCGGCGUGAGCGGGGCGAGCGGGGUGAGCGGCAUGAGCGGUAUCGGCGGGAUGAGCGGUAUCGGCGGGAUGAGCGGUAUCGGCGGGAUGAGCGGUAUCGACGCGAUCGGCGGCAUGAACCAAGACAUCCUGUGCGAGGACUUCAAGAGCUACUGGGACUAUGCCUUCUCGAAGAACGAGUCCAGCCCGCUGGCCCUGCUGACGAGCGGAGGUGGAAGCGGCAUUGGCGGGGGUGGCGGCGCGGCGCACCAGGAUUUCACCGAUGGCGCGGGAAACAUCAGCGCCAACAAAAGCGGCAACGCUUCGAACGCCAUGUUUUACAACACCGUGAGUGGGAACCGGGGGAGCAAGAGCGCGCUGAAGAGCAGCAUGCUGAAUGCCAGCAGUCACAGUGCAAAUGGGGGGAUAGGCGGCGGGAGCGGCCCCCUCUUGGCUAGCCACCUGAACAGUCAAAACAAUGGAGCGGUGACGCCCAAGAAGUCCAGGAAGAAACCCCCCAUGAAUGUGAGCAUGGGAAGUGGUAACAACGUGGAGCUGGGGAUCAACUCGAUGAAGAACAACUCAUCACAGAAGAAGUUCAUGGGGGGGUUGAGUGACGGUUUGGACAACACAGGUUUUAUGAAUAACUCCCCAGGUGGUAAUCUAAGCGGAAGUAGGAACAGCCAAAUGGGCAGGAACGCGAACUACGGCCUAGGCCAGAGUAUUCCCCCCAAUAGAAGCGGCAACGGGAACCAGGCGGGCGCGCGAAACAGCGGCAGCGGCUCGAAUAAUGCCAAAUCGAAGGACAUGAAGAACCACAACGCGGGUCCCAAGGAUAGAAAUUUAAACAGUGUAGAAACGGAUGAGUACAAAAACGUAAACAAGCUACUACUGCUUGGUGGUAAUGCGCAAAAUGUGAAAAUGAAUGGAGAGAAAAACCCCUAUGACCAUGGGGGAGGAGGAAGCGGUGGCAAUGCACACACGGAGCACCAGGAGCACUUCCCCCACAAAAUGAACCCCUACAACGACGGUGGUGGAAGCGGCGCGUGCGACUCGAAUCUGCUCGCCCUGAUCCACAUGAAGAAGAACAUCAAGAACGGGGUGAGCAGCAGCGCGGGGCCAAAGGCGGGGGUGAAUAGCGGCGGGGCGAAUGGCGGCGGUGCGAACAGCGGCACAGCCAACGAGCUAAAUGGGCUUCGAAACAGAAGUUAUAAAAAGCUGCUCAACAAUGAGUCGAUUGGUCUCUUCAACAGCCCAGCCAACAAGAACACCGUCAACGAAAUGAACUUGAAAUACCUGGAAGUGCUCAACAGCCAGUUUAACUUCUCUGCACGAGAGAAUAGGAAAAACGAGUGCGACCCGAACGCGUUGAACAGCAGCGUGAUGAACUUUCAAAACGACUUGGACAAGAAGUACAAGAAUCCUUUAGUGGAUUUAUGCGACAAGGGAAGCGUGAAGAAGUUGUGA